Drosophila hydei is the source of this 1574-nucleotide messenger RNA. RefSeq names its product transcription factor AP-2-epsilon (gene TfAP-2). The record is from RefSeq and is a predicted model, not a curated record. Gene Ontology annotation, molecular function: RNA polymerase II transcription regulatory region sequence-specific DNA binding; DNA-binding transcription factor activity, RNA polymerase II-specific. The coding region runs from base 180 to 1574 and encodes 464 amino acids. The transcript is spliced from 8 exons. Gene Ontology annotation, cellular component: nucleus. Lineage: Eukaryota; Metazoa; Arthropoda; Insecta; Diptera; Drosophilidae. Gene Ontology annotation, biological process: regulation of transcription by RNA polymerase II; anatomical structure development; regulation of cell population proliferation.
AAAUUUAUCUCUCUACUGAGCAAUUGUACCUGUUUUUUAUUCUAAACGUGUAAAAGUGAAAGUGUUGAAAAGUGUUUCAGUGCAAAUCUUAAAACCCAACUACUGAAUAGUUGCUGUCCGACGCAUAUACGAUAUAUACUCUAUGUAAACACUAGGAAUACAAAAAACUUUCAACUAAAAUGCAUAUCUUACACCGGACCAAUGACCAUCAAUUUGAGGAUCAAAAAUUUAUGAUGGAACGCCUUAGUGGCCAUGGUAGCUUGGGCCUUUCUAGUAGCAGCCCGGCUUAUACAACUCAUUCAGGUGGGCACUCGGGCCGGGGAGGUCCGACGUCCGGACACAGUGGACAUAGUGGUACCCAUGGGUCGGCAGCUACUAUGCAUCACCAAUCACUGCAGUCUGAUUUUCAGCCCCCGUAUUUUCCACCACCAUUUCAUCACUCUGCUCAGAGCCCUCCCCAGCAACAGAAUCACGGACCGCUCGAGUACUUGGGCACGGAUCCCUAUGGACAGCCCCUUUCCUCAUUGCACCACGCCCCACUUCAUCACUACAACCAGUUGGCUGGCCUUAGGUCGACACAAGAUCAACUGGGUAUUCAUAGAACUCAUAGGGACGACUUACAAGGACAUGUUACUCAGCUAUCUCACGGCUUUCCAUACACGGAACGAAGAAGCGAUUACGGCAGUGCAAUAUCAGCCGGAGCUGCACACGGAACCAGACUUGGACAUGAACAUGAAUCUUUGGCCUUACAUCAAGCGUUGCAGAAUGCCGUUGAUGAUGUCCAAGCCCCUGCCCUGGAUGAGAAUGUUGCUUUCAUGUCAGAUUUACCCCUAAUAAAAAGCAUGAAAAGUGGGAAGGAGGCUGGAAACCUGGGCUCUGGAUCGCCCAGCGAGGUGUUUUGUGCAGUUCCGGGUCGACUUAGCCUUCUAUCAAGCACAUCAAAAUAUAAAGUCACAAUUGCCGAGGUUCAACGUAGAUUGUCACCGCCCGAAUGCUUAAACGCGUCUUUACUUGGUGGUGUUUUAAGAAGAGCAAAGAGCAAAAAUGGAGGCCGACUUUUAAGGGAAAAGCUUGAGAAGAUUGGUCUUAACUUACCGGCCGGACGACGAAAAGCUGCUAACGUAACACUACUUACAUCCUUAGUCGAGGGAGAGGCAACGCACCUGGCCAAAGACUUUCACUUUGUCUGCGAAACAGAAUUUCCAGCCAGACAAUUAGCCGAAUACAUUGUGCGACAUCAAACAGAACCCCAGGACUCCUACCGGCGGAAAGAAAUUAUACUUCACUCACAACAAAUUACAAAAGAAUUGAUGCAAAUAUUGAGUCAGGAUCGAACCACUCAUUUUGGAACAAGAUCACAGCAUUUGUUGGAGCCUUCAAUGCAACGGCACUUAACACAUUUUUCUCUAAUAACGCACGGAUUCGGUUCUCCUGCAAUUAUUGCCGUGCUUCACGCUUUUCAGACGUUUCUGAAUGAAUCGCUUAAUUAUUUGGAAAAAUUAUACCCUUCAAACGGAGGCGGAAUGGUAUCUUCAUCUUUGGAUAAAAGUAAACUUGACAACGAUAAAAAAUGA